Molecule: messenger RNA, 396 nt
Organism: Necator americanus (New World hookworm)
Lineage: Eukaryota; Metazoa; Nematoda; Chromadorea; Rhabditida; Ancylostomatidae
Exons: 3
Coding region: 1-396 (131 amino acids)
Source: RefSeq, a predicted model, not a curated record
AUGGACGGACGGAAGGACGGACGUACGGAACGGACGGGACGGACGGGACGGGACGGACGGACGGACGGGACGGGACGGACGGACGGACGGGACGGGACGGGACGGACGGGACGGGACGGACGGACGGACGGGACGGGACGGACGGACGGGACGGGACGGACGGACGGACGGACGGACGGGACGGACGGACGGGACGGACGGACGGACGGGACGGACGGAAUAAAAGGAGGUGCGACGAGUCCACCGGCGUCGGAUAAGCAUAAAAGGGGCGGCGCAACUCUCACAACUGGUGGUCCGCUAACAUCACGAUUUCGUGGCUAUCAAGGCUCUGAAGAAGGCGACGACGCCGAAACGUUAGCCAGAAUAAAGAUCAAUAACAAUCUUGGUUCAGCUUAA